Molecule: messenger RNA, 1493 nt
Organism: Fusarium oxysporum Fo47
Lineage: Eukaryota; Fungi; Ascomycota; Sordariomycetes; Hypocreales; Nectriaceae
Product: major facilitator superfamily domain-containing protein
Exons: 6
Coding region: 132-1493 (453 amino acids)
Biological process (GO): transmembrane transport
Cellular component (GO): fungal-type vacuole membrane
Molecular function (GO): transmembrane transporter activity
Source: RefSeq, a predicted model, not a curated record
CUCCCUGCAAGCUUUGCAGUGACUCAUGCGACUUGCCUCAAUCUUCAUCUCCUACUAUAAAUUGCGCCUAUAUCUUUAUCAAACAAGCCCUUUCUAACUGACUUCUAAAUACGAAAAUUGGUAGAACUACGAUGGACCCAGACACCGAAAAGGCGAGGGGUGAAGAGCCGAACCCCGAGCAACCCAAGCCUAGUGCCGACUUCCCAGAUGGAGGGUUGAAAGCAUGGUCCGUUGUCGUGGGGGCCUUUUUUGGGCUUUUCGUCAGUUUUGGAUGGACCAACUGCGUUGGCCUCUUUCAAGGGUACUACGAAGCAAAUCAGUUGCGAGGCUUGUCACCCAGCAAUGUCUCAUGGAUACCAGCCUUGUCGAUGUUUAUGAUGUUCAUUACUGGACCUUUCGUGGGGCGAGCAUUUGACAACUUCGGUCCGCACUACCUUCUCUUUACCGGUACACUGCUGCACGUAUUUGGGUUGAUGAUGGCAUCGAUAUCGUCCGAAUACUACCAGUUCAUCUUGUCCCAGGCGAUCUGCAGUCCUCUAGGUGCAGCCAUGGUUCUGUAUCCGUCAUUCAGCUGUGUCACAACUUGGUUCCGACAAAAGCGUGCUCUGGCAUUGGGAAUCACUGCUAGCGGCUCUAGUCUCGGUGGUACGAUUCUGCCUAUUGUGGUUAAUCGCUUGAUACCACGUAUUGGGUUUGGGUGGACGAUGCGUGUUUGCGCUUUCCUCUUAUUUGGUUUGCUUGUCGUGACGAAUUUAACAGUCCGAUCACGAAUUGCACCUCAGCCGAAGGAGGCUGGCAUCGUAGCUUAUCUCCAGCCUUUUACAUCGCUCUCAUUUGUGCUUACCUCGUUGGCGGGCUUCUUCUACUCCAUGGGAAUGUUUAUUCCCAUUACUUUCAUGGUAACCUACGGUGAACAUGUCGGCCUAUCAAACAAUAUGGCAGGGUAUCUAGUCUCGAUCUUCAAUGCAUCAAGUGGAAUCGGGCGUAUUCUGCCAGGAUAUAUAGCAGAUAAGGUUGGCAGCUUCAAUGUGUCAAUAGCAGCCGCGACUCUUUCAACGAUCUUUAUGCUGGCAUUGUGGCUGCCAGGGCAUAGCCAUGAGUCAGCCAUCGCUUUCGCCGCCUUGUUCGGAUUUAGUUCCGGCACGUACACAGCCAUCAGCCCUGCCUUGGUAGCGCACAUCUCGAAUCUUGAAGAAAUUGGCACCCGUUCUGGGACCAUGUACGCGUUCAUGUCUGUGGCUGCCCUUACUGGCAGUCCAAUUGGGGGAGCUUUGAUCUCAAGUGCAGACGGGAGCUAUUGGAAGCUUCAACUUUUCGCGGGCUGUAUGCUUGGUGCCGGAACGGCGUUAUAUGUCGCUGCGAGGCUGUACAUAAGGGCGUGGUUAUGGCCACUACCCAUUAGAACCGCCAGGUCAUUGAUAAAUCCAGUCUACAGUCAAUUCCAUGUCUAUACAGAAAAGUCAUUGAGCAUGGCGAUUACAACCGGUGCAUAA